This is a messenger RNA of Ceratotherium simum simum (southern white rhinoceros), 1496 nucleotides long. The record is from RefSeq and is a predicted model, not a curated record. NCBI's taxonomy places the organism in Eukaryota, Metazoa, Chordata, Mammalia, Perissodactyla, Rhinocerotidae.
UGCCCCUGGAAACCACCCAGCGCGACCGCGACGUGACGAUUCAAGAUGGCGAAAGACCUGGAUGAGCUGUUAGACGAGGUUGAGUCCAAGUUUUGCAGACUAGACCCACUGAGACUGGGAAUGGUCGAGCGGCCCAGUGGCGGCGGCAGCAGGAGCCUCAGCAGCGACCGGAACCGAGCCGAGGCGAAAGAGUCUCUCAGAUCAACAGAAACGUUUAGAAAAGAAGAUGAUCUUGACAGGCUUAUUAAUGAAAUAUUUGAAGAGCCCAACUUUGACAAAAAACCCAUUAAAUUAAAAUCUAAAUCUUCAGGUAACACAUCUGUCAGAGCUUCCAUUCAAGGCCUUGGUAAAAGCUGCAGCCCAGUGUACCUUGGUGGAAGCGCUGCUCCACGUGGGAUUGGGACCAGUACUUCACAGAGUUCUUUUUCUCUGAACAGAACAUGUGACCAUCUGCGUUGUAUAGUGUGUGAUUUCUGGAUAGUAAGCUACGAUGACUACAUGUGGGAUAAAUCAUGCGAUUAUCUGUUUUUCAGGAACAACAUGCCAGAAUUCCACAAAUUAAAAACAAAGUUGGUAAAGAAGAAAGGAACGCGGGCAUAUGCUUGCCAGUGUAGCUGGAGAAGUGUUGAAGAACUGACUGACCUUCAGACCGAUCACCAGCUUCGUUGGGUUUGUGGUAAACAUUAAGAAUGCAGAAUUUUCACAUUCAGACAAAUGCAUCCAUGAGAGCAGUCUCCAUUAAUCAUCAUAAUAUUUAGGUAAAGGUACAUAGCAGUAUUGUGCCCUUUGGAAAAAGAUGGGAAAUUUCAUUUGAUGACUGUACGAAUUUUCAAAGAUCAAAUGGACUUGGCAAGAAAAUGCACUUUAACAUUUUGGAACUAUUCCUUUGUUGAUAUAUGGACACUUCACUUAGUAAGUAAGGUAAGAAGUUAUCCAAAUUCUUCUUUGCUAGCCUAUCUCCUGUUAAAUGGAAGUUUAAUUAUGGAUUUUCAUACAGAUAUAUAGCCAUUUGUUAGCAACUGCAGUAUUACUGACUGCUAAUAUGCUUAGCGUAAACAUUCCUCACUUAUAGCAUUUAAAGGGGAUAAAGCCAGCCAGUGCAGAGAGGUCGUUGAGGAGUGUGUACAUCACCUCCUCAAGUCUGUUGUUGCCAAAGAUCAUAAUUUAGACAUGGCAGAAACCAAGUGAUCUAACUAAAGGGUUUUGGGGGGUACACAUAUAUUGUAAAUGAAAAUACUGCCUAUAUCUGACCUUACCUUACCAACUCAAAGUGACAUUAUACACAGUAAUGAUAAGUAUAUAUUGCCAGUUUUAGCUUAUUUCUCCUCUUGUUCAUUUAGAUAUCAGAAGUUAUUUAGUUUGCUACUUUAGCGAAUAUACAUUUAUAUAUUAAAAAAUUUUUUUGAUGUACCUAAAAUCACAAGGAAAAUUCCUAAUAUAGACAGGUCAGUUUUGGAUUUUGCAAGUACUUUCUAGCCUUUAAUGCCUAAAACUCC